Molecule: messenger RNA, 1082 nt
Organism: Solanum dulcamara
Lineage: Eukaryota; Viridiplantae; Streptophyta; Magnoliopsida; Solanales; Solanaceae
Product: sodium/calcium exchanger NCL1-like
Exons: 4
Coding region: 399-1082 (227 amino acids)
Biological process (GO): calcium ion transmembrane transport; intracellular calcium ion homeostasis
Cellular component (GO): membrane
Molecular function (GO): calcium ion binding; calcium:proton antiporter activity
Source: RefSeq, a predicted model, not a curated record
CAUGGAUUCAGAAGAGGAGGCUAGAAUAUAUAAAGCAUGAGCAUUUUGUAGUAGAUAUACUAAAACAUGUGCAGGAGCAUACCAUAGAGAAACUCCUCUGAGAAGACGGUUCGCCUAAUAUUCCUGCUAUAAGAAAGCUAUUUGAAGAGGCUGAUCAGGAUGUAGAUAAGUUUGUGUCAGUUCCUGAGCUAAAACAACUUUUCAUGAAAAUCAGAUCAAGAAAAUUAUAUCAGAACGAGGAUUACAAAAGGGACGAGGUAAUUGAAAGAAUUUGAUCUCGACGAUGAUGGAAUGAUUGAUAUGGAUGAAUUUAUCAAAGGUUUCACAAGAUGGAUAGAUGAAACAAAGGAUGCAAUGGGUAAAAGAUAUCAUUCAAAUAAGAUCCUUGAAAGAUAUAUAUGAGGUUAUUCAAAAGCAUUGAUCACAAUAAAGAUGAUGUCAUUUCGAAUGCUGAAUUAAAAGAACAUCAAUGCAAUAUCAAAUUUGGUCCUGCACCUUCGGAUGCUGAUGAAAAGGUAGACAGAAUCAUCAAGCAAUUUGAUGCGAGUGGAGGCGAGAUGAUCAGUGUGGAGGAAUUUGUUACCGGAUUCUCCCAGUGUCUGCACGAUGAAGGACAUCAUUCUCAUCUAUCACUGGAAUCCAAAGAUGAAAUCUACCAAAAGAAUUGGGAAAUGACAGAAAAGCUGCUGCAGAAGGAGACUGAUAGAUCUGCAAUUGCAUGGAUAAAGGCCAUACUUCUUCUGGUUAUUGGAAUAGUAAUAUUAGGACUUCUAGCUGAACCUCUCAGCAAGAGUGUAGGGAGUUUCUCCAGAACAAUAAACGUACCUUCGUUUUUCAUCUCGUUUAUCUUGGUCCCUUUGGCUACAAAUGCAAUAAUAGCAAUAUCAGCCAUCAACGAAGCAAGUCGAAAUAAACAAAGAACUAACUCCUUGACAUUAUCAGAGGUAUGUACAACUGUUCUCUCCUCUUCUUCGUUUAGUUUGAGCACAUCAUUCCCGGUUUGGAUAUCUGCCAUGGCUUUCCUGCUCUAUCCAUUCUCUUCAGUUUUGGUUUACGUUCUCGAUUAUGACUUCUUCGUUUAA